AUGUCUGCGUACAAAACAUGUGCCCUUCUGCUCAUGCUAUUAGCCGUUUCUUCUAAAUGUAACGCGCUAGACGCAGCAUUACAUGUAGAUGCUCAGUCUGGAAGGCCUAUUCCUGAACACUUUUUUGGUGCAUUUUUUGAGGAGAUUAAUCAUGCUGGGUCUGGAGGGCUGUGGGCGGAACUUGUGAACAACAGAGGUUUUGAAGCUGGGGGCACAAUGGUUCCUUCAAGUAUCUUUCCAUGGACAAUUAUUGGAGAUGAAUCAAAUAUACGGGUGACUACUGAACUCGCUUCUCCCUUUCCUCGCAAUAAGGUUGCUGUGAAAUUGCAUGUCCUUUGUCGCUCCCCCGAGAAAUGCCCUCAGGGCGUUGGUCUCUCUAAUCCUGGUUUUUGGGGCAUGAAUGUUCAGCAAGGAAAGAAAUAUAAAGUGGUGUUCUUUGCUCGUUCAUCAAGGUCAAUUGAUUUGAAAGUUUCAUUGACAGGGGAAAAUGGACAAGAAUUAGCUUCUUCCAACAUCAGGGCUUCCGCAAAACAUGUUUCAAAGUGGAGAAGGAUGGAGAUGGUUCUUGAAGCCACAAAAUCAGACUAUAAUUCAAGCCUUCAAAUUACAACAACUCGAAAAGGAGAGAUUUGGUUAGAUCAAGUCUCAGCCAUGCCUAUGGACACAUACAAUGGACAUGGAUUUCGGAAGGACCUUUAUCAAAUGGUAGCAGACUUGAAACCAAAAUUUCUCCGAUUCCCGGGUGGUACUUAUGUUGAGGGAGAUCACUUGAAAAAUGCAUAUAGGUGGAAGGAUACUGUUGGACCUUGGGAGAAGAGACCCGGUCACUUUAAUGAUAUAUGGGGCUAUUGGACUGAUGAUGGCUUUGGUUUUUUGGAGUUUCUUCAGCUUGCGGAAGACCUUGGUGCCUUGCCUGUAUGGGUGUUUAAUGCCGGCAUUAGUCGUCAUGAAGAAAUCAAUACAACUGACAUAUGGCCUUUCGUACAAGAAGCUCUUGAUGGGAUUGAGUUUGCCAGAGGUGCCGUCACAACAAAAUGGGGCAAGAUGAGGGCUUCUUUGGGACACCCCGAGCCAUUUGAUCUACGAUAUGUUGCUAUUGGAAAUGAGGAUUGUGGGAUGUAUAACUACCUAGGAAACUACCUCAAGUUUUAUAAUGCUAUUAGGCAUUAUUAUCCUGAUAUUAAAAUAAUCUCAAAUUGUGACGCUACCGCCGCUCCAUUAGAUCACCCGGCGGAUUUGUUUGAUUUCCAUGUUUAUACAAGCUCUAAGGGUAUCUUCUCAAUGUAUAACAAAUUCGAUUCUUUGAAUCGUGCUGGUCCAAAAGCAUUUGUAAGUGAGUAUGCUGUUUGGAAAGGAGAUGCUGGAUUUGGAACCCUCUUGUCUGCUCUGGGUGAAGCAGCAUUCCUUAUGGGAUUGGAAAAGAACAGUGAUGCUGUGGGAAUGGUUUGUUAUGCCCCACUUUUUGUAAAUAUAAAUGACCAAAAGUGGAUACCAGAUGCUAUUGUAUUUGACUCAUAUAGGAGCUAUGGAAUUCCCAGCUAUUGGUUACAACAACUAUUCUCACAAUCAAGCGGAGCUACAUAUAUCAACUCAACACUUAAAGCCCCAACUUCCAUUGUUGCAUCAGCAAUUGUUUGGGAAAAUCAGGAGAACAAAAAGAGUUACUUGAGAAUUAAGGUUGUGAACUUUGAUGACAAGGCAGCGACUAUUGGCGUUACAAUUGAUGGCUUAGACCCCAAUGUGGAUCUUUCCGGAUCAACAGUAACAUUGCUCACAUCUACCAAUGUCAAGGAUGAGAAUUCUUUUUACAAUCCCAAAAAGAUUGUACCACAAGUGAGUCCACUAAAGAACCCUGGCUCUAAUAUGACUUUCAUACUUCCUCCAAACUCAGUGGCUUCACUUGAGCUUCCAAAAUGA
Messenger RNA from Neltuma alba, 1917 nucleotides. RefSeq names its product alpha-L-arabinofuranosidase 1-like. Bases 1 to 1917 code for a protein of 638 amino acids. The transcript is spliced from 13 exons. Gene Ontology annotation, molecular function: alpha-L-arabinofuranosidase activity. Lineage: Eukaryota; Viridiplantae; Streptophyta; Magnoliopsida; Fabales; Fabaceae. The record is from RefSeq and is a predicted model, not a curated record. Gene Ontology annotation, biological process: L-arabinose metabolic process.